AUGAGUUCCGGAUGGGGGCGCCGUGGGGUUAGAGAUUCUAAGGAUCAAUUUCACUACACGUGGAGUAAAAGUGAAUCUGGGAAAAGCCCUUCCACCACUUGUCACGCUAUGGGGAACCUUUGCUCUUGUGUUACUGGAAAUAACAAUAAGGUGGCCUAUCACGGCGGAGGUGGCCCACAAAUUAUCAAGGCUCCAAAGAGUAACAGUGUAAAAGGGGGAUCAUAUACCAGCAACCCGUCCGGAGACUCAUCAUUUUCUGGAUGGGAAACAGAAAGAAGUAGAUCUAAAAGUGGGAGCGGAGGUGGCCCACAAAACAGUGUAAAAGUAGAUCUAAAAGGGGGAUCAUGUACCAGCGACUCCUCCCGAGGCUCAUCAUCUAAAAGUAGGGUGGAUCACCCCAGCGGAGGUGGCCCACGACAUUCCAAGGGUUUAAAAAGUGUAAAAGAGGAAUCACGUACCAUCAACUUCUUCGGACUAAACUGCGUCUGCAUAGAUCCUUCAAUAACCACCGACGACUAA
Messenger RNA from Sphenostylis stenocarpa, 519 nucleotides. The record is from the annotation of a GenBank genome assembly. NCBI's taxonomy places the organism in Eukaryota, Viridiplantae, Streptophyta, Magnoliopsida, Fabales, Fabaceae.